This is a messenger RNA of Cyclocybe aegerita, 1584 nucleotides long. Lineage: Eukaryota; Fungi; Basidiomycota; Agaricomycetes; Agaricales; Hemipholiotaceae. The record is from the annotation of a GenBank genome assembly.
AUGCUCUACCUAACGUCUGAUGACUUUCCAAUAUUCGUACCAUUCGGUGUCAUUGGAUUCUACCGCUACCUAUGGUACCUAAUACGUCUAGCGGCAGCGGCUACAUACCGCCCAGUCCCCCUUCCCGAAAACCCAACAUACAUCGCCUCCGAGGACGUUACCAUCAUCGUGCCCACAAUCGACGCAGGGGAGGAGUUCAAAGAGGCCGCCAAUAGCUGGCUCGUUGGCAAACCCAAGGAAAUUCUCAUCAUUACAGAGGAAAAAAUGCUCGGCCCUCUGCAGGACCUCGCCAACCAGGUCGACCCCGAGCGGAUACGAGUCCUCACCGUCCCCUUCGCCAACAAGCGCCUCCAGAUGAGCCACGGCAUCAAGAACACCACAACCGACAUCAUCGUGUUUGCUGACGAUGACGCUAUUUGGCCGCCCACGCUGCUGCCGUACGUGUUGGCGUGUUUCGAGGACCAGAAGGUCGGGGGUGUGGGCACGAGCCAGCGGGUCCAGUCAGUGGGCAAGAAGAUGACCGUUUGGGAAGUCCUCGCCGCCUUCCGCCUCACCAUCCGAAACAUCGAAAUCGCCUCCUCGACCCACAUCGACGGCGGCCUGCCCUGUCUCUCCGGUCGGACGGCCGCAUAUAGGACCGUCAUCCUCAAGGACCCCGAGUUCUUGCACGGUUUCACGCACGACUACUGGUUGGGGAAGUACCAGCUCAACUCAGGUGACGACAAGUUCUUGACACGCUGGAUGGUCAGCCACGGCUGGGCCACGUACGUGCAGUGCUGCAAGGAGGCGGAGCUGCUCUCGACGAUGAAGCCCAACUGGCGCUUCUUGAAGCAGGUCCUCCGGUGGACUCGAAAUACCUGGCGGUCGGAUCUCCGAAGUCUUUUCAUGGAACGGCAUAUCUGGACAUCGCACCCUUACGUUGCUUACACUAUGGUGGACAAGAUCUUUAAUCCUCUCACGCUCCUCGUCGGACCAUGUCUCGUGUCGUACCUUAUGUACAAGAGCACCAUUCCAGUCGACCAAGGAGGUUACCAUCUCCCAUGGUGGAACAUCCUCCUGUCGUACUUCGUGUGGCUCUCUGCAACGCGUACGCUCAAGCUCCUGCCCCAUCUCUGGAACCAACCCGAACACAUCAUCUACGUACCCGCAUUCAUUCUUUUCGGAUACUACUUUGCUAUCAUGAAAAUUUACGCCCUUUGCACGUUACACGAGACCGGGUGGGGCACACGCGCAGGCAUCGGCGACGCCUCCGCGGCCACAGCAGCGAUGGACAAGAUGAAUUCCGAGAAAUCAGAAAGCGGGCCGCCCUCCUCCCAACCGCCCAACCACCACCAGCACCACAACCAUAACCCAGCCGCAGGGCACAACCACAACGCGAACAGCUCAUAUGACGCGUCCCCGUUCCGCGACCAGCCCUCGCCGUACCACGACGACCAGGACGAGUUAGCGCAGACGCCGACGAGUGCGACGCCAGUGUAUAGCCAGCGCUCGCAUGUCCGCACGAAUUCGCUGAGUAGACGGCGGCAGGCAGCGGGGAUCAAGGAGGAUGAGAGCGUGGAGAUGCAGGUGGGGUAUGCGCGGUGA